Molecule: messenger RNA, 466 nt
Organism: Staurois parvus
Lineage: Eukaryota; Metazoa; Chordata; Amphibia; Anura; Ranidae
Source: the annotation of a GenBank genome assembly
CCUGUAGUAUGUCCACAGUCUCUGGUCAUCUCCUGUACUAUGUCUGCAGUCUCUGGUCAUCUCCUGAACUAUGUCCGCAGUCUCUGGUCAUCUCUUGUACUAUGUCUGCAAUCUCUGGUCAUCUCCUGUACUGUAUCCGCAGUCUCUGGUCAUCCCCUGUACUAUGUCCGCAGUCUCUGAUCAUCUCCUGUACUAUGUCCGCAGGCUCUGGUCAUCUCCUGUAGUAUGUCCGCAGUCUCUGGUCAUCCCCUGUACUACAGUCAGUCUCUGGUCAUCCCCUGUACUAUGUCCGCAGUCUCUGGUCAUCCCCUGUACUAUGUCCGCAGUCUCUGGUCAUCUCCUGUACUAUGUCCGCAGUCUCUGGUCAUCUCCUGUACUGUGUCCGCAGUCUCUGGUCAUCUCCUGUACUGUGUCCGCAGUCUCUGGUCAUCCCCUGUACUAUGUCCGCAGUCUCUGGUCAUCCCCU